AUGAAAGUAUAACUAAAUUCAUAACCACGAUUAAAUAAGAGAUUAUAGGUUAUGAUUUAAGCCAAGGAAGUAUAUCUUUCUAGUGACAUCCCAUGUCAGAUUCGAGGAUGUGCAUUUUGCAACCAAGAAUCCGACAUUCAAUUGGAGAAUCCCAUAUUCAUGCUGGAUAAUGAGAUCUUGGAAUAGUAUAUAGAUUUGAUCGAACAGUCCAACAUCAACAAUAUAGUGGUGCUACAAUCGUAAGUGGCCUAUUUCAGAAAAAGACAAUAACAAUCUUAGUAUGCACAAUAAAUGAUCAAUCUGAUUGAAUCCAAUUUCUCAAAGAAAAUUUAUGUUUAUCAGGAUGAGUUUUCAAUUCACACCUAAAAUGGUAAUCCCUUGAUCUUAUUGGCUCAAUGGUACAAUUCCCAUAGACAAUUUUUGAAAACCGAACUGGAUUUGUGCUUGCUGACCCAAAAUUAUCAAAUGCAUCAACAAUGCAAAAACCUGAACAUCAAGUGUUUCACAAUCCAGGAUUACGUCAAAUUAUACGAGAACAACGAUUUGCUUGAUUUUUUGGGAAUGGACGAAGAAUUCGAAUAGAACUAGGAGGCUAUCAACAAUCAAUUCCCCUAUAUUCCAGUGGAAGAGUGUGUACAGCAAAUAAAACAAGGAUUACUAUUUGAAGGGAGAAUCUCAAUAGAUAGAAACAAUAUUAAAUUGGCUAGGAUAUUUGUUAAGCAAUUUCAAUUGGAAAUAAAAAUAAAUCAAUAGAACAGAGUGUUACAUGGAGAUAGAGUGGCUGUUGAAUUAUUGUCUGAAGAUCAAUGGGAACAAUAGUAGAAACAAAAAGAGAUAAAAUUCGAUGAGGAUGAUGAUGAUGAUGGUAACAACAACACUCAUACCAAUGACACCAGUCAUGAGAUAAUGUCAACUAGCCAUUUGCAAAAUUUAUUCAGGAAAGUGCAGUCACAAAACCUGGUCCCUUAUGGAAAGGUUGUCAGUGUGUUGUAGAGAACGGAGAGACAUUUUUGUGGUCAUGUAGAGAACAAUAUAUUUGUGCCAGCUGAUGGUAGGUAUCCAAAUUUCAUUCUUAAACAUUCAAAAUAUGAUACAUUAUAGGAUAAGAAGAUCCAGGUUCAAUUUGUAGAUUGGCCAGUUUGGAGUGAUAAGCCAUUGUGUAAAUUGAAAAAGGUAUUGGGGAAGGCAGGAGAUAUGUACAUCGAAGGAAAUGUGAUCUUGUUAGAACAUCAAGUGGAAAUAAGGGAAUUCUCACAUUAAGUGUUGGCUUGUUUACCAAUCGAGGGAGAUAAAUAUAGAAUAUCAGAGUAGGAGAUCAAAAGGAGAAUGGAUCUGAGAGAUAUUUUGGUAUGUUCAAUAGAUCCAGUGGGAUGUAAGGACAUCGAUGAUACAUUGCAUUGUAGGAGAUUGGAGAACAAUUUAUAUGAAGUGGGUGUUCAUAUUGCAGAUGUGUCUCAUUUUGUGAAGCCAGACAGUGCAAUUGAUAAGGAGGCUGCUCACAGAUGCACCACAGUCUAUUUAGUAGAUAGAAGAACAGAUAUGUUGCCUAAAUUAUUGACAGAGAAUCUGUGUUCAUUGGUUAGCAAUGUCGAUAGAUUGGCAUUCUCAGUAAUCUGGAUUAUGGAUGACCAAGCAAAUAUCAAGGAUGUCAAAUUUGGCAAAAGUGUUAUUCGAUCUGUUGCCUCCUUGCAUUAUCAACAAGCUUAGGAAAUGAUCGAUAAUCCAAAUGACAACAGUCAAUUGACCCAAGGCAUAAGACUCUUGAAUAUGUUAGCCAAGAAGUUGAAAUAACUUAGAACAGAUUAAGGAGCCUUGUCCUUAGCCAGCAAUCAAGUUAAGUUUUCCUUCGAUGAUGAAACUCACAAUCCCAGUGAUGUCAGAAUGUAUCAAUUGUAUGACACCAAUUCACUUGUUGAAGAGUUCAUGCUUUUGGCCAAUUGUUCAGUUGCCAAUCAAAUCUUACAAAGAUUUCCCUCCAUUUCGGUUCUUCGUAGACAUCAAGAACCUAAGAUGAAACAAUUAAAGGAACUCCAAAUCUUGAUGAAUGACUUAGGAUAUCAAUUUUCAUUUGACACAUCUAAAUUGCUUAGUGAGUCCCUGGACUAAAUUCAAAGACCCAAUGAUUCAUUCUUUAACAAGCUCAUUCGUAUGAUUACUACGAGAUGCAUGAACGAAGCUCUAUAUGUCUGCACUGCUGAUGUAGAUUAUCCAGAACUCUAUCAUUAUGGUUUAGCCGCAGAACUCUAUACUCAUUUCACAUCUCCAAUCAGAAGAUAUGCUGAUGUGCUUGUCCAUAGAUUAUUGGCUGCCUCCAUUGAUUUAGAGUCACUUCCUCCAUCUAUGUCAAACAAAAUCAGAAUGACCAGAAUUUGCGAUAAACUGAAUAUGAGACAUAGAAUGGCCAGAUUUGCUAGCAGAGCCUCCUCAGAUUAUCACACUUACCUGUUCUUUAAAAAUAGACCUCAGCAAAUUGAUCAAGCAAUCAUCACCGGAAUCUUGACUGACAAAGUCACAGUCAUGAUCCCCAGGUAUGUAUUGGAAGGAACAAUCGAUGCUCAAAUUAUAGAUAGAAUGAAUAUCAUCAUCUAAGGGACACGUUACAGAAUUUUCGAUUACAUCCAAGUUGAGAUCUCCGUUGAAUUGCAUAGUUUCCAUAAAAAAAUCCACAUGAAGUAUAUUAAAAAUAAUAAUUGA
This is a messenger RNA of Paramecium tetraurelia, 2694 nucleotides long. RefSeq lists its product as uncharacterized. Gene Ontology annotation, molecular function: RNA binding; 3'-5'-RNA exonuclease activity; endonuclease activity. Gene Ontology annotation, cellular component: nuclear exosome (RNase complex); cytoplasmic exosome (RNase complex). The transcript is spliced from 4 exons. The record is from RefSeq and is a predicted model, not a curated record. NCBI's taxonomy places the organism in Eukaryota, Ciliophora, Oligohymenophorea, Peniculida, Parameciidae. Gene Ontology annotation, biological process: rRNA catabolic process.